Messenger RNA from Mercenaria mercenaria, 1050 nucleotides. RefSeq lists its product as uncharacterized. The record is from RefSeq and is a predicted model, not a curated record. The transcript has a single exon. The coding region runs from base 1 to 1050 and encodes 349 amino acids. Lineage: Eukaryota; Metazoa; Mollusca; Bivalvia; Venerida; Veneridae.
AUGAAUAACAUCGUACAUUCCAAUCCUAAGCUGAAUUUGUUACGUUUUUAUACAGGCUUUGCAACUAUUGCAGUUUUCAAUACCGUUUUAGAACUGAUUGUGCCAAAGAAGGACCGAAGUUCAAUAACAUACUGGGAUCGACGCAAAAGUAGUUCAUACACAUCUGGAGCUGAAUAUUUUGAAAGUGACUAUGAAAUGUCAGAAAGUGAAAGCAGUGAUGAAGAAGAUUUUGAUGCAUCUCAAGCAUCCAGGACUUACAAACUUUCUUUGGAGGAUGAAUUCUUACUGACUGUAAUGAAACUUAGACAGGGGUUAUUUAACAAGGACUUGGCAAACAGUUUUCAAAUUUCGUUAUCAAUGGUGUCAAGAAUUUUCAAUACAUGGAUAAAUUUAAUCUACAUAAGACUAGGUUCUAUGAAAGUUUUUCCUCAUCGUGAUAUAAUAUCAAAACAUAUGACACAUGAUUUUAAAAAGCAGUAUCCAAAUGUAAUGCUAAUUAUUGAUUGCACUGAGUUAAAAAUACAAAUGCCUUCUUCGUUAGUACGAAAGUCACAAACGUAUUCUGACUACAAGUUGGCAAACACAUAUAAACGCCUCGUUGGAGUAGACAGUCGUGGAGGAAUAAUGUUUGUGUCACAUUUAUACACUGGUGGAAUUUCAGACAAAGUAAUUUGUCAACGCAGUGGUCUCUUUGAUUUGUUAAAACAAAAAAUAGAGACUGGCGAAUUAAAACGUGGAGACGGAAUCAUGGCAGAUAAAGGAUUUACAAUUGCAAACGAAUUGAACGAGAUAGGUCUCUGUCUAAACAUUCCUCCAUUCCUUGGAAAAAGAAAACGAUUGUCUGCUGCAAAUGUACAGGAUACACAUGUAAUAGCUCAUCAUCGGAUACAUGUUGAAAGGGCCAUAGGAAAAGUUAGAAACUUCCAUAUAUUUGACAGAAGAUUACCUAUUAAAUCUGCUGGUGUUGUAAACCAAAUAUGGACUGAUUGUCACCUUUUGUCAAAUUUCCAGGACCCUCUUAUUGCAAAAACUUCAACUGACGAUGACUAA